UGGAUUCUCUACUCUUCCAUUUUGGUUGGGAGUGGAAGCGUAAGCAGCGAGCAGUAGUGAAAAUGGGAACCCUUGGGAGAGCGAUCUACAGCGUUGGUUUCUGGAUUCGCGAGACUGGACAGGCCAUCGAUCGUCUCGGUUCCCGCCUUCAGGGCGGUUACUUUUUCCAAGAGCAGCUGUCUAGGCAUCGAACUCUGAUGAACAUAUUUGAUAAGGCUCCUGUUGUUGAUAAGGAUGUAUUUGUUGCGCCAAGUGCCUCCGUCAUUGGAGACGUUCAUGUUGGAAGAGGAUCAUCCAUUUGGUAUGGAUGUGUCUUGAGAGGUGAUGUUAACAGCAUCAGAGUUGGAAGUGGAACUAACAUACAGGAUAACUCUCUGGUGCAUGUUGCAAAGUCAAAUUUAAGUGGGAAGGUCUUGCCUACAGUUAUUGGGGACAAUGUCACUGUGGGUCAUAGUGCUGUUUUACAUGGUUGUACUGUUGAGGACGAGGCUUUUGUUGGUAUGGGUGCCGUAUUACUUGAUGGAGUAGUUGUUGAGAAAAAUGCCAUGGUUGCUGCUGGAGCCCUUGUGAGGCAGAAUACAAGGAUACCUUCUGGGGAGGUAUGGGCAGGCAAUCCUGCAAAGUUCCUGAGAAAGCUAAGUAAUGAGGAGAUAACAUUCAUCUCCCAGUCAGCCAUCAAUUAUACUAACCUUGCACAGGUCCAUGCUGCUGAGAAUUCGAAGUCGUAUGAUGAAAUUGAGUUUGAGAAGGUGUUGCGAAAGAAGUAUGCUCGUAAAGAUGAGGAGUAUGACUCUAUGCUGGGUGUUGUUCGCGAGAUCCCACCAGAGCUUAUUCUUCCCGAUAAUGUCUUACCUGAUAAAGCAGAAAAGGCUCUUCAAAAAUGAGGUAUUUUAUUGCAGUGUCUUCAAUUCCAAUAUUGAAAUGACAUCAUGGGACUUUUUUGCUUUUACAAAUUUGUGGAAGAGGGAUUUUUUUUUUCAUUCCCAAUAAUACCAGACAUUUUCUGCGCUAGAAUCAAUCAUGGCUCUUAACGAUCCUGGAAGCAAUUGUUCCUUGAUAUUUUGAACUCUGUUCUCUAAUUUGGUUAAGGCACUAGUGCCAUGUAGAAUCAUUGAUGCCGAUCUUAGUGUUUGUUGUAUCCAGUGCAAGUGAUUUCACAUUUUUUUUUAUCUUGAUCUGUAUGUUGAAAGGCAUUAUUUGUCAACUUGGUUCAUAAGUUCUCGUUGACAUCUUUAUUAAUGAGGACACCUAUGUAUGUUUGUCUCCA
Vigna angularis (adzuki bean) is the source of this 1267-nucleotide messenger RNA. Its product is annotated as gamma carbonic anhydrase 1, mitochondrial. The transcript has 5 exons. Lineage: Eukaryota; Viridiplantae; Streptophyta; Magnoliopsida; Fabales; Fabaceae. The coding region runs from base 63 to 884 and encodes 273 amino acids. The record is from RefSeq and is a predicted model, not a curated record.